GUAGCGCAAUAUUAUCCCUAUGGUGGAUACGGUGGUUAUGGCGGAUAUGGAGGAUAUCGGGGAGGAUAUCCUGGCUAUGGUGGAUAUUACAGACGUCCGUGGGGCGGCUACGGUGGGUAUGGUCGACCAUAUGGUUACGGAGGAUACGGUGGAUACCCUGGAUACGGAUAUGGUGGAUAUGGAACAUCAAAUGGCUCAUUUUUGGAUGUCUUAAUCUCAGAACUUCUAGAAAAAAAGAAAUCAUCAACCGUUGAAUGGAAGUAUAACCGCUGA
This is a messenger RNA of Cylicostephanus goldi, 273 nucleotides long. The record is from the annotation of a GenBank genome assembly. NCBI's taxonomy places the organism in Eukaryota, Metazoa, Nematoda, Chromadorea, Rhabditida, Strongylidae.